GUGAUGAUGACGUCAGUCGCCUUGCCAUAAAAGCCCGCUUUCCGCGGGAACGCUGUCAGGUUGUCACUGGCUGCAACGGCUGCGAAGAAUCCAUUUGACCUCGGGGCUCCCCACGUGCACGUCACCUUCGCCAUGGCGCCGCUCUCACAACUUCUUCUUUUGAUGACCUUUUCCGGCCUUCUUUGUGAAACGGGAAACUCCACGCCGCGGCCGACCCGAAACGUGAGCCGCUCGGGAAAUUUCUCAGGACGCUACGAACUGGCCGGGGUGCGCUCCUUCGCGGCGAAAGGGGAAACGGAGCUGCGGAUCGUCGGCGGUCAGGAGGCCUGGGCGCACUCUUGGCCGUGGCAAGUGUCGCUCCGCUUCGCCGGCAUGCCGGCGUGCGGCGGCGCCGUCCUCUCGCCGCUCUGGGUGAUCUCGGCCGCCCACUGUUUCAAAAGGUUCCACAAGGCUUCCUUCUGGACGGUCCUAGCGGGAAAACACGACCUGGACCACCCCGAUGAGAAGGGACAGCAGGUGGCGGGCGUGUCGGCCAUCGUCAGCCAUCACCGCUACAACUCCGGCACCAAAGAAUUUGACGUGGCUCUGCUGAGGCUGGAGCGAGCGCUGGCCUUCGACGGCUCCGUGCGACCCAUCCACGUGUGGACGUCGUCGUUGCCCGUCGGGGAGAAGUGCGCCGUCACCGGCUGGGGGUCCACGCGGGAGAACGGGCCUCGAGUGUCGCGACUGCAGGAGGUCAACGUCACCGUGCUGACCUCCGACCUCUGUCGGCGCUACUACAAAAGCAGGCUGCGGACACGCAUGUUCUGCGCGGGACAGGAAGGGGGCGACGUCGACGCGUGUCAGGGCGACUCCGGCGGUCCGCUUUCCUGCUACGCCAACGGGCGCUUCCGUCUAUUGGGCGUUGUGAGCUGGGGCGUGGGCUGCGGUCGGGCCAGAAAACCCGGCGUCUACAGCAGACUCGGCCAGUACGCUAGCUGGAUCGCAGAGGUCGUCGAAAACCAGGAAUUGGGCUACGCGGACAAGCCUGGCGAAGAAGACCCGUGCGGGAAGCGGCGUCGGUCCGGCUGCCGGAACCCCCGGAUCCCGGCGGGUCUGUCGAUAGCAGAGGACGGGCGGGCCCGGGCGGAGAACGUGACGGCGGCGUGUCCGGGGGCGUGGCCCUGGCAGGUCAGCCUCCAGGCCAACGGCGUCCAUUACUGCAGCGGGGUUCUGCUUCGCCGACGCUGGGUGCUGGCCGCGCGACACUGCCAAGUCAGGGCGGGAGAGGACGUGGCGGUCCUGGGGGCCCACGACCUCGGCUUGUCUUUGUCUCAAAUGGUGCCGGUGGAGCGUGUCGUGGAGCCUCCUCAGGAAGACGGCUUCCCUCCCAAAGAUGACCUCGCGCUGCUCCGGCUCGCCCUCCCCGCCAGGCUGGGUCCCGGCGUGACGCCGCUUUGCCUGCCGGAAGAGGACGAGGUGCUGGACGACAGCUGGACCUGCCUCAGCGCCGGCUGGGGGACGACGUCCGCCACGGCCGGCCUCAAAUCCGAAGAUCUCCACCAAGCCCGCGUCCUAUUGGUGGGGCGCGGCGAGUGUCGGGCCAAGUGGGGCCGGAGCCCGGUCGACGACGCCCACGUGUGCGCCCACCCCGUCGCCGGCGCCGCCUGCACGGGCGACUCGGGAGCGCCGCUGUUCUGUCAAAAGCGCGGCGCCUACUUCCUGUUCGGCCUGCUGACGUGGGGCAGUCGCCGAUGCGACCCCGACAAGCCGGCCGUCUUUUCCAAAAUGACCGAUUACGUCUCGUGGAUCGACGAGGUGACGGAAGCCUAACGGGACCCAGUUUUAUUGCGCAAUAAAAAGAACGAACAAA
This is a messenger RNA of Corythoichthys intestinalis (scribbled pipefish), 1852 nucleotides long. It is a transcript of the gene ovch1, whose product is annotated as ovochymase 1. The transcript has 13 exons. Gene Ontology annotation, molecular function: serine-type endopeptidase activity. Lineage: Eukaryota; Metazoa; Chordata; Actinopteri; Syngnathiformes; Syngnathidae. The coding region runs from base 133 to 1812 and encodes 559 amino acids. The record is from RefSeq and is a predicted model, not a curated record. Gene Ontology annotation, biological process: proteolysis.